AUGCUUAACUGCAAUCCUGCGCCUACUCCUGUCGACACGAAGGCCAAGCUCUCCGCCAGUGAUGAGUCGCUCGCGUCCGACGCGCCGUUCUACUGCUCCAUCGUCGGUGCUCUUCAGUACUUGACGCUGACGCGACCGGAGCUCCAGUACGCCGUGCAGCAGGUGUGCUUGCACAUGCAUGCUCCUCGGGAUGCUCAUUGGGCCGCGGUGAAGCAGAUUCUCCGCUACGUCUGUGGUACCAUGGGCUACGGCUUGUCGUUGCAUGCUUCGCCCUCGACGUCGACUGACCUUGUCGCCUACUCGGACGCGGACUGGGCGGGUUGCCCGGAUACGCGCCGCUCCACCAGCGGCUACCGCAUCUACCUCGGCUCGUCGCUCGUCUCUUGGUCCUCCAAGAGGCAGCCCACCGUGUCUCGCUCCAGUGCUGAGGCCGAGUACCGCGCCGUGGCUAACGCUAUGGCUGAGUGCACAUGGCUUCGUCAGCUUCUGUCCGAGCUCUCUUGUCCUGUUGACAAGGCUACGGUGGUCUUCUGCGAAAACGUGUUGUCUGUCUACCUCUCCGCCAACCCCAUACGUUUGCAACGUAUCAGCGGCUGGAGGCUCAGCUACCUCCGGGUGCCUGUCCCGCCCUUGCCUCCGCGCGAGCCAGAGAGGAGCGCUGAGAUCGGGCACAGGCGGCGGUACCUGCCGUCGGACCUCCGCGCAGAUCCCGCCUACGUCAUCGACUCUAACACCUGGCGCACCUAG
Molecule: messenger RNA, 747 nt
Organism: Lolium perenne
Lineage: Eukaryota; Viridiplantae; Streptophyta; Magnoliopsida; Poales; Poaceae
Source: RefSeq, a predicted model, not a curated record